Molecule: messenger RNA, 3563 nt
Organism: Cuculus canorus (common cuckoo)
Lineage: Eukaryota; Metazoa; Chordata; Aves; Cuculiformes; Cuculidae
Gene: PLCB3
Product: phospholipase C beta 3
Exons: 33
Coding region: 36-3413 (1125 amino acids)
Biological process (GO): phosphatidylinositol-mediated signaling; lipid catabolic process
Molecular function (GO): calcium ion binding; calmodulin binding; phosphatidylinositol-4,5-bisphosphate phospholipase C activity
Source: RefSeq, a predicted model, not a curated record
GUGUAGCCCCGCCCCCCGCCCCGGUCCCGGCAGCGAUGGCGGCGCCGCUGGAGCCGCCGCGGGUGCCCGAGAUGCUGGUGCGGGGCAGCAAGUUCAUCCGCUGGGAGGAGGAACCGCCCACCCGCACUCUGGUGACGCUGCGAGUGGACCCCGACGGCUUCUUCCUCUACUGGAGCGGUCCCAGCAUGGAGGUGGAGGUGCUGGACAUCACCUCCAUCCGCGACACCCGCACGGGGCGCUACGCACGGGUGCCCAAGGACCCGCGGGCGCGGGAGGCGCUGGGUUUCGGGGUGCCGGGGGCUCACGCCCCGUGCCGCCUCCUCACCGUCGUCCACGGCCCCGACAUGGUCGGCGUCUCCUUCCUCAACUUCAUCGCCGUCCAGGACGACGUCGCCCAGGUGCUGACCCCCGUUUUUGGGGUCUUCCCUCCAUUUUUGGGGGUGCUGAGCCCUGGUUUUGGGGGUGCUGAGCCCCGGUUUUGGGGUGCCCCCGUUUUUGGGGGGCAGGUGUGGACGGAGGAGCUGUUCAAGCUGGCGACGAACAUCCUGGCGAGGAACGCGGCGAGGAACACGCUGCUGCGCAAGGCAUACACGAAGCUGAAGCUGCAGGUGAACCCGGAUGGACGAAUCCCCGUCAAGAAUAUCCUGAAGAUGUUCUCAGCUGACAAGAAGCGCGUGGAGUCGGCGCUGGAGUCGUGCGGCCUCAGCUGCAACCGGGGCGAGGCCAUCCCCACCGAGGAGUUCACGCUCGACACCUUCAGGCGCUUCCUCAGCAAACUCUGCCUCCGCCCGGACAUCGACAAAAUCCUCCUGGAGAUCGGAGCCGCGGGGAAGCCCUACCUGACCUUGGAGCAGCUCCGGGACUUCAUCAACACUCGCCAACGCGACCCUCGCCUCAACGAGGUCCUCUUCCCACCCCUCAGCCCUGAGCAGACCCAGCAGCUCAUCGAGCGCUAUGAACCCAACCAGCAGUUCCGCGAGAGGGGGCAGAUGUCGGUCGAGGGGUUCGGGCAGUUCCUGGGGGGGGAGGACAACGCCAUCGAACCCCCCGAGUCGCUGCGGCUCCACCACGACAUGGGGCACCCCCUGCCCUGCUACUUCAUCAGCUCCUCCCACAACACCUACCUCACCGCGGGGCAGCUGGCGGGCGCCUCCUCGGUGGAGAUGUACCGUCAGGUCCUGCUGAGCGGCUGCCGCUGCGUGGAGCUCGACUGCUGGCAGGGCCGCCCGCCCGACGAGGAGCCCGUCAUCACCCACGGCUUCACCAUGACCACCGAGGUGCCCUUCAAGGAGGUGAUCGAGGCCAUCGCCGAAAGCGCCUUCAAGACGUCGCCGUACCCCGUCAUCCUCUCCUUCGAGAACCACGUCGACUCGGCCAAGCAGCAGGCGAAGAUGGCAGAAUACUGCCGGAGCAUCUUUGGGCCGGCGCUGCUCACGGAGCCCCUCGAGAAGUACCCGCUGGAGCCGGGGGUGCCGCUGCCGAGCCCCCAGGAGCUGAUGGGACGGAUCCUCAUCAAGAACAAGAAACGGCACCCGCGGGGGCACCCCCCGCGCCCCAAAACUGACGCUGGGUCCCCCCCAUCGGAGCCCCCUGAAACUGGGCCCCCCCCAGUUCCCAACGGGGAGGAGAGGGGGAACCCCAAGUUGGGAGAACCUCGAAAAUCCAUCGACCGCGAGGCCGAGAGUGAGGAGGAGGAAGAGGAGGAGGCGGCGGAGAUGAAGAAGCCGACGACGGACGAGGGCACGGCGAGCAGCGAGGCGGGGGCCACCGAGGCCAUGUCCACGCUGGUCAACUACAUCGAGCCCGUCAAGUUCAAAUCCUUCCAGGCUGCCAGCAAGCGCAACAAAGCGUUCGAAAUGUCGUCCUUCGUGGAGACCAAAGGGCUCGAGCAGCUCACCAAGAGCCCCCUCGAGUUCGUCGAGUACAACACGCGCCAGCUCAGCCGCGUCUACCCCAAAGGGACCCGCGUCGACUCCUCCAACUUCCAGCCCCAACUCUUCUGGAACGCCGGCGUCCAGAUGGCGGCCCUCAACUUCCAGACCCUCGAUGUGGGGCUGCAGCUGGCGCUGGGGCUGUUCGAGGGCAAUGGCCGCUCGGGGCUGUUGCUGAAGCCGCCGUUCCUGCGGCGCCGCGAUAAGGCCUUCGACCCCUUCGCUGAGGGGCUCCUCGACGGCAUCGUCGCCAACAGCCUCCGGGUCCAGGUGCUGUCGGGGCAGUUCCUGUCGGAGCGCCGCGUGGGGGUCUAUGUGGAGGUGGAUGUUUUCGGGGUUCCGGCUGACACGCGGCGCCGGUUCCGCACUCGCCUCUGCGCCGGCAGCGCCUUCAACCCCCUCUGGGACGACGAGGCCUUCGUCUUCCCCAGGGUGCUGGUACCCGCUUUGGCCUCUCUGCGCGUCGCGGCCUACGAGGAGGGGGGGCGGUUCCUCGGGCACCGAGUGCUGCCCGUGGGGGGGCUCCGAUCGGGGUACCACUAUGUCUGCCUGCGCAAUGAGAGCAACCAGCCGCUGUGCCUCCCCGCGCUGCUCCUGCACACCGAGGCCUGCGACUACGUCCCCGACGGCCACCAGGAUUAUGCCGAGGCGCUGAGUAACCCCAUCAAACACGUCAGUCUGAUGGACCAGCGAGCGCGGCGCCUGGAGGCGCUGAUGGGCGACGGCGAAGAAGACCCCGAGAAGCCUCGUGAGAGCCCAGUGGGGGGGGCGGGUGCUGAGCCCCCUCCAGAGCCCCCCCAGAAUCUUGGGGUGCCCCCACCCGGCCCCCCCCCAGCUCCCAGCCAAGGGCAGAGGGACGACCUCAUUGCCAGCGUUCUGACAGAGGUGGCCCCGCAGUCGCUGGAGGAGCUGCGGCAGCAGAAGGCGUACGUGAAGCUGCUGAAGGCGCAAAGUCGGGAACUGCAGGAGCUGCGCAAGAAGCACCUCAAGAAGUUGGGGACCCUCCACAAGCGGCUGGCGGGAAGCAAAGGGGGGGAGCCCGGGAGGCUCCUGCAGCUGCGGGAGGAGCAGCACCAGGCGGAGCUGGGACGGCAGCGGGAGCACCUGCGGCAGGCCCUGCAGAGGCUGCGGGAGGUGGCACUGGAGGCGCAGGCCGCCCAGCUCAAGCGCCUGCGCGAGACCAGUGAGAGGGAGAAGAAGGAACUGCAGAAGAUUCUGGAUCGGAAGCGACACAACAGCAUCAGCGAAGCCCGGGGGCGGCGGCAGGGGGGGGAGCUGACGGAGAUCAACCGGCGCCACAUCAGCGAAUCCGUGUCCUCCAUCCGCAGGCUGGAGGAGGCGCAGAAGCGGCGUCAGGAGAAGCUGCUGGAGGGGCAUCGAGGGGUCCUGGAGCAGCUGCGGCUCGAGGAGCCACCAGACUUGGGGUGCCUCCAGACCCCCCAAACGGAGCCGCCGCCUCCCGGCAACACCACUGUGCUCUGACCCCCCCCAUUUUGGGGCCCCCCCAGAUCUUGGAGGGGGAGGGGGGGCUUAAAAUCUUGGGGCUCCCCCCCCCAAAGUCACCCCCCCCGACUUUGGGGCCCCCCUUUUCCCUGGGGGGGGGCCUUGCACCCCCUAUUAUGACCACUAAGG